This is a messenger RNA of Exaiptasia diaphana, 2511 nucleotides long. RefSeq names its product arginase-1. The record is from RefSeq and is a predicted model, not a curated record. Gene Ontology annotation, cellular component: cytoplasm; cytosol; nucleus. Lineage: Eukaryota; Metazoa; Cnidaria; Anthozoa; Actiniaria; Aiptasiidae. The transcript has 12 exons. Gene Ontology annotation, molecular function: arginase activity; manganese ion binding. The coding region runs from base 155 to 1207 and encodes 350 amino acids.
UGGGCUUCCUGUGUACUGGUGUGGGGCCUGGACAUCAAGAAGACGCGAUACUUCGCAUGUCCCGUCGACCGUCAAAUGCGAAUUCAAAACAAAGACGAAAACGUCAUUAUAGUAAAUCAAUGUUGAUAGCUUUAUAUUUGAAAGCAUUUUASUAAUGUUUGCAUUGAAAGUAAUUCGGAGUUGUACUCGUGCCUUAUCCACACUCUCUUCAUSCGGUUCGAAGGCWGURGAAAUCAUCAAUGUUCCCUUUUCGGGAGGACAGCCAAAAGGAGGUGUUGAUUUGGCACCGGAUUUUAUACGAGAUUUGGGGUUUUACGAUCGAUUAAGAAAUCUUGGGCUCAAUGUUAGUACUGCUAGUGAUAUCAACCUGGAUUAUCUGGAUUCUGAGUCAGAAUGUAAGCUUUAUAUCCACAAUAAAAUGGUUAAAAACCCAGUCACAUGUGGGAAUGUUUCCAAACAGACUGCUCAAGCAGUACUUCAUGCUUUGAAAGAGGGAAAGAUGCCAGUAGUUAUCGGUGGUGAUCACAGUAUUGGAACAGGUACAGCUUUUGGCCACCACUUAUUUAAUCCUGAUACGUGCCUAUUGUGGGUUGAUGCCCAUGCAGAUAUCAAUUCACCUCUUGUGACAAAAAGUGGAAAUAUCCAUGGGAUGUCAGUGAGUUGGAUUAUUACAAACUUCCCACAUUUUCCUGUAGUUCCUGGGUAUGAGUGGGUCCAUCGCUGUAUUUCUCCGCAAAAGAUUGCUUAUGUUGGUUUACGAGAUGUAGAGCCACAAGAAAGGGAUCUCUUGAAUAAACUUGGUAUCAAGACCUUUUUUAUUGAGGAUAUUGAUGAACUUGGAAUUGUCUUGACUAUGGAACAAGCUUUGGAUUAUAUUAACCCAAGGAAUGACUGCCCAAUUCAUGUUAGUUUUGAUAUUGAUGCAAUGGAUCCAGAAAUUGCUCCCACCACAGGAACAUCAGUUAGAGGAGGUCUGACAUUAAGCGAGGGACUGUACAUCGCACAGAAAAUUUCACAAACAGGACAUCUUCAAGGAUUGGAUCUUGUAGAAAUCAAUCCAAAACUUGGAGAUGGGAUUGAGGCUUUGCAAACGGCCAAAACAGGCAUGGCUAUUGUAGAGGCAAUGUUAGGAAAACCACAAGAGAUACCUGACGAAGACCUCAUACCAUAUAACAAAAUGCAAGCACUCAAGAAUAAGGAUAAUUAGAUUAAACAGAUCAUUCUACUUUAUAGAAAUAUAUAAAAACGUGUCAUGUGUGUGACACUACAUGAGAUAAGUAGUGAUUUAACAAGCACAAAUGCAUUUUAAACUGCUAUUUGUACUUUUUAGUAACUUUUUCAUGAUAGAGUAGAUGCACUUAAUUGAAACAAACCAGUAUUAAUUACUCAAUAGUGUUGACUAGACAAAAAGGAAUUGGCAUAAUUUAGCACAUAUUUUGUAUAAAGUGCAUCUUCUCUAUUUGAAUGAGGACAUUAAGACCAUGAAAUAGAUGUGAGUUACAUAAUAUUUUCUAUUCUUCACUAUUAAACAUAGCUUGAGUAUUAGAUUUAAUUUUAAAGUCCACACUACAGAAUUAUCAGAAUCGAAUAAAAAAAGGAAUUGUAUUGUUGAAGUUAAUUCUCAAUUGAAAGUGAUAUCAAUGUGUUGUAGGAAUUUAGAGUCUCUUUUUGUAAACCUUGCUGUACAGGUGUUGUUGUUUUUUUACUGCUUGCGGUAUAUUACAAAUAUUUAUAAAAUUAUUUAAUUAGCCAAGUGUACUAAAUAUAAAUAUGGUACAGUUGUAAUAAUGCACCUGCAAAACACCUACGUUUUUUUCUUGAAUAGAUAUAUAGAGGAUAUUACAUGGGAGCUCAGAGAUAUGGAUUUUAUCUCUACAAUAUGCUCACUUGUGAGAGAUUUUCAACAAAAACAGAUAAAACUCUUAUCUCCAAGCAACUGUAAUAUUCUGUUUAUCAUAUAAUUAUCUAUGAAAGCAAAUUGUGUUGUAAAAUAACUUUUAUUUACAUCUAAUAUAUAGAUACCAAAAUAUACUUUUCAAUAGAUAAAAUAACAACUUUACAUAAUAGAGAAAUAAAGGUUACUAUUUUAUAGAUAAUUAUAUGAUAAGCAGUUUUCAUGUAUAAAUAUAUAAUUGUGUGAGCUUUUAGUUACAAUUUAACAAAAUUGUCUUUAAGGUGAGCAUUUACAAUUUAAAUACUCAAGAAUCCAUAGAAUUUGAAUCUAUGCAUUGAUAUUUGGCAUCCUGAAACAGCAAAAUAAACCAAAUUAGCAAUGUUUCCCUGUUACAUUUUAUUAUUUAUUAGGGUAAAAAAUAUCAGCAAUUUAGAAUAUAGUGCAAUAAUCUUGUCUGAGCUUUCAAUGUAGAAUUUUAGCUAAUUUACAAUGUAUUUUUAUACUUAUAAUUAAAAUAAUAUAGAAAAAUGUUUGGAGAUGUUUUGAACAUGGCAGUUAAUGUAAAUAAUUUCUUGAUGUGAUGAGUGUUUUAUCAAUAAAAGUCCUUACCCUUGAUA